AUGGAUUUACUGCAAGAUGGUAGACCAGAUAUAGUUAGUAAAAGAAAACUGCGUCGAGCCUUAUAUCUCACAAGAAUGGAGUACGAGGCGAUAUGUGAUGAAAGGAUUAAGCAGUUUAUUGAUUUAUAGAUAAAAAACUAUGGUGAAAUAGACAUAUUCAAGCAUUCGCAGUUGGAAUUCAGAGAGCAUGAACAGCUAGAUUAAAUUAACGAAGAAGAAGAGGGUGAAACUCAAAAUGAUUAAAAGCAGUUAAUUGGCAGCGGUUUUGAAGCCAUGAUCUAGAAUGAUGAUGUAUAAUAUGGGAGUAGAGUUGGAUCAAAGUAGGGUAUAGAAAAAGACUUUAACUAUAAUUCCUAGUAUAAUUAAGAAAUAGAGCCAAUGUAGAGAACAAGACUUGAAAGUAAUAGAGGGCAAUUUUCAAGCUACUCUUGCUCAUAUAGCAACCCAGAUUAUUCAAGUGGGGUCAAUGAUGACGUUAAAUUGACUUUUAGCAAUUUUUAUGACCUAAUGAGCAAUAAAAUUGUUCAAUAAAAGCGAUCCUCUUCCUUGAACACUGUAUUUGAAUCUAGAACAGAAAACGUAUCUUGCAUUCUUUGGCCCUCCUUUACUGGAACUAAUAGAAAUCAAAAGAAAAUUGAACAUAGUGGCCUAUCUCCUCCACAUCACAAUAAAGAAGAAUAUAAGAUCUAGGUUAAUGGCUUAACCGUUAAUACUAAUGAGGAAUUUAAAAACGAUAAUUAGCAAUAUCAUAUAAAUCGAUUUGAGGUUAUAGAUGAAAAUAAAUUCAGAUCAAAAGAAUAAGACAACAUUUAAGUGAUUUAGAGAACCCCAGAGCAGUCACCAUUCAAAGAUCGAUAGAGCUACGAUUAGAAUCAAGUGGUUGAUCAUGAAACUUAUUUGUUUAUGAGGUAAAGCCAAUAGUAAUCUGAGACAUCGCAGUAAUUAUGA
Stylonychia lemnae is the source of this 948-nucleotide messenger RNA. The record is from the annotation of a GenBank genome assembly. Lineage: Eukaryota; Ciliophora; Spirotrichea; Sporadotrichida; Oxytrichidae.